AUUGUGAAAACUCACACAAGAUAAGCGGAAAAAGUUGCCAACCCAAGCGAAAAAAUCCGACAAAAAUAAUAAAAUUCCUAGUCGACAAAACUCAGAAUAUCACGUAUCUGUCAGAUACAAAAUACAGUCGUAUCGUCAGUUGGAAAAUUCUGCAGUUGAGCGAAUCACGUAGGCCAGAGAAGCCAUGGAGGAGAACCACUAUUGGAGCAGCAAGGGAAUUCUGGUCAAGUGCGGCGGAUUCUCAUCGCAAUUGGCCAGGAAUGUUACCGAAAAGGUCGAUGGAGACCCCUUGUGGGGCUCCCGAUUUGAUGCCACCAAUCCGAAGGCUGUGAUCCAAACACAUCUGGAUUUUCUGCGCAUUGGAGCGGACAUCAUUCUAACCAACACAUAUCAGUCCAGCGUGGAGGGCUUCGUCAAGCACCUGGGUGUGAGCCAAGAGCGGGGUGUGGAACUGAUCCAAAGGAGUGUCCAGCUGGCCAAGGAGGCCAAAGAACAGUACCUAAAGGAAACCGGUUUGGGAUCAGACUCGCCUCUGCCCCUGAUUUUGGGCUCGAUUGGACCUUUUGGCGCCUGCCUGCACGACGGAUCCGAAUAUUCCGGCAAUUAUGCGGACAAGAUAACCAAGGAGCAGCUUCAGACGUGGCACAGGACCAGAAUCGAGAUUUGCUUGGCAGCCGGAGUCGAUGGACUGGCCCUGGAAACCCUGCCCUGCCAGUUGGAAGCGGAGGCAGUCACCGAAUUCGUACUGGACAACUGUCCGGACACCAAGUUUUGGGUCUCCUUUCAGUGCAAGGAUGAAGAGCAUCUGGCGAGUGGUGAAUCCUUUGCGAAGGCGGCUCUCACCGUGUGGCGUUUGGUCCAGAACCGGAAGGCGGAGGACAGGCUCUUUGGAAUCGGGAUCAACUGUGUGAACCCACUAUUUGUGACGCCUUUGCUAAAAUCCUUCACCAAAGCCGCAGGAUCGGAUCGCAUUCCGCUGGUGGUCUACAGCAAUCGGGGAGAAAUCUACGAUGCGGAUCAAGAGGAGUGGACGGGAACUGGCGAGGAAGUGGUCAGGUUUGUGCCCGAAUGGAUCCAGCUGGGCGUUCGCAUCGUAGGCGGCUGUUGCCGGGUCUAUCCAACGGAUGUACUGGCGAUCCGCAAGUACAUCGAUAGCCUCAACAUAACGCCGUAAUCAGUCGACCACUCCGAGCACUGAUAGCUGCCUUGUCGAUGAUGCGAAAGCCGUUUAGUGUGACUAGACCUAGACCUAUUUAGUGUGCUAAAUACAUACAAUGGUGUGCUAAAUGUACUUAGAUCAGAUGGGCAGCCUAAUCAGAGUGGAAUAAAGCGUCGACGGCUGGGAGACGAAAACAGAUUAAGCGGGCGGACCAAAGGUAAACAAGUGGGUGGGGGACAGGGGAUGGGAUGCGAUGGGAAUCGGAGCUGGCGGUCACCGUCACCAAGCGACCGUUUUCGCAAACCUAGCUCAAUUUAAGUCCGAAUCCAAAUCGGAGCAAUCUCUGAUUCAACUUAUACAUAUCAAAGUGCAUUUUCCCUCGUGAAACGAAUGUUUAUUUUGUACUUAAUAUUUCAACUUAAUCACAUACAUCUUGUUAAACUAGAUUUAAGUGAACUUAUCGUACCUAAGCUCUAAAAUCAAAAGGAGAUUUUAUAUUUGCAAGAAUUUAUGUAUGGAAAUAAACAUUUAAGAAAUAAAAUGCAUAAA
Molecule: messenger RNA, 1708 nt
Organism: Drosophila elegans
Lineage: Eukaryota; Metazoa; Arthropoda; Insecta; Diptera; Drosophilidae
Product: homocysteine S-methyltransferase 2
Exons: 2
Coding region: 185-1174 (329 amino acids)
Biological process (GO): S-methylmethionine cycle
Molecular function (GO): S-adenosylmethionine-homocysteine S-methyltransferase activity; zinc ion binding
Source: RefSeq, a predicted model, not a curated record